Molecule: messenger RNA, 3825 nt
Organism: Trifolium pratense (red clover)
Lineage: Eukaryota; Viridiplantae; Streptophyta; Magnoliopsida; Fabales; Fabaceae
Exons: 1
Coding region: 1-3825 (1274 amino acids)
Molecular function (GO): RNA-DNA hybrid ribonuclease activity; nucleic acid binding
Source: RefSeq, a predicted model, not a curated record
AUGGAAAGCUACUGGGUGUAUGGUUAUCCCCAACAUCAAAACAAACAUCUCACUUGUGACCUCCUUAAAUCUCUCCAUCAGGCUAAUCACAACAACAACUGGCUUCUGUUUGGAGAUUUAAAUCUCAUCACUAGUGACACAGAAAAAUUUGGGGGUAACCCAAUUGACAAUAAUAUUACUAACCUUUUUAGAUCUACACUAACACUAUGUGAUUUGCAGGACCUAGGCUACAAGGGGGACAUCUACAUUUGGACCAAUAAUCAACAAAACCAACACUUAAUUAAAGCCAGACUAGACAGAUUUAUGGCAAAUUCAGCUUGGAAAACUCUAUUUCCAAACUAUUGCAACUCUCAUCUCCUUAGAUAUAGAUCUGACCAUAUGCCUAUAUUACUUGAAUUUAACCUUUUUGCAGGGCAGAACACCAGGAAAAAAGGCCCAAAACCUAUCAGAUAUGAACAUAUUUGGACAAGGGAUAACGAUCACUACCAAGUUGUUAAAGAUACCUGGCAAAUCUGCAGAGGAAAUGUCUCCAAAAAGCUCACGGCCACUCUAUCCUCCCUGCACAGAUGGGGAAACAAUGUUUUUGGUGUCAUCCCUAGAAGAAUAAGAAACCUGCAAAACGAAUUACAAAUGCUGAAUGAUCAAAAUGGCAUCCAAAACCUCACAACACAGAUUAAGGAAAAAGAGCAGGAACUAGAUAAUGUCCUAAACUGUGAAGAAACUUGGUGGAAGCAAAGAUCCAGAGAAUUAUGGCUACAACAUGGGGACAAGAACACUAAGUUUUUCCAUAUGAAGGCAAAGAUUAGGAGAAGCAAAAACAAAAUUGAAAAAAUAACUGACACCCAGGGUUAUACACAUAAUGAUGAUGAUGGCAUUGAGAAAGUUCUGGUUGAACACUUCAAAGCCUUAUUUAAAAAGCAAGACACUCAAGGAAUUGCUGAAACCACACAGGUGGUUGCAGGGAAAAUCAACAAUGAAAUGUAUCAGGAACUAGAUAAAGUUUUUACCAAAGAGGAGGUGUUUCAAGCUAUAAAGGAUAUGAAGGCACUAGCAGCCCCUGGCCCUGAUGGCCUACCUGCUAUCUUCUAUCAUACUCACUGGGAAAUAAUAGGAAAGGAAGUAACUGAAAUGGUUCUUAAUGUUCUCAACAACAAUGGUGACCCUAGCCAACUAAAUAACACCUACAUUUGCCUCAUUCCUAAAAUUACUAACCCUGCCCUACCUAAUGACUUUAGACCCAUCUCCCUCUGUAAUGUCACCCUCAAGAUUAUUACUAAAACCAUUGCAAAUAGAAUUAAAACUAUCCUUCCAGAGGUGAUUAGCCCCAACCAAAGUGCCUUCAUACAAGGCAGACUCAUUACUGACAACACUCUGAUAGCUUCAGAGAUUUUUCAUUAUCUUGCCCAAACAAAGAGGAAAACAGGUUAUGUGGGUAUCAAGACUGAUAUGGCAAAGGCUUAUGAUAGGGUAGAAUGGGACUUCCUUGAAGCUACUAUGGUCACUAUGGGAUUCCCAGCUACUAUGGUCCAAACUAUUAUGAAAUGUGUCACCACUGUUAAAUUCUCCAUCCUCAUCAAUGGCUAUCCCUCUCAAGAAUUUUACCCCCAGAGGGGACUUAGACAGGGAGACCCUCUCUCACCCUACCUUUUUAUCAUCUGUGCUGAUGUAUUAUCUGGACUAAUUUCUAGAGCCCAGCAGGAAAAACUAAUCCAUGGGAUCAGAAUUUCCCAAGGGGCCCCUGAAAUUAGCCACUUAUUCUUUGCUGAUGACAGCUUAAUGUUUUGCAGGGCAACUAACAAGGAGGUCUCAACCAUCCAAGAUAUUAUUCAAACAUAUCAAAAAGCUUCUGGACAACUAGUCAACUUAACAAAAUCAGAAAUGGUUUUUAGUAAAGGAGUCACUAAUGGAAUAAAAGAGGAGAUCUCUAGAAUCCUGCCCAUGCAAAUCUCAGAAUAUUUCUCAAAAUACUUAGGCAUGCCCAUAGUGCAUGGAAGAUCUAAACAGCAGAUCUUUAACUAUAUCAGAGAAAAAAUAUGGAAAAAGCUCAAAGGUUGGAAGGAAAAAAAUCUAUCUUUUGCUGGAAGAGGCACCCUAAUCAAAGCUGUAGCCCAAGCAAUCCCUACUUAUCUUAUGAGUUGCUUUCUCAUCCCAAAAGGAGUGUGUGAACAACUAGAAAAAAUGAUAUGUAACUUCUGGUGGGGUAGUACCACUGACCAAAGGAAAAUGCAUUGGCUGAAAUGGUCAAAGGUGUGCACUCAGAAAAGAAAUGGAGGGCUGGGUUUCAGAGAUCUAAGAGCCUUCAAUGAGGCUUUGUUAGCUAAACAAGGGUGGAGGCUUAUCACCAAACCAACCUCCCUAGUGGCCCAAGUCCUUAAGGCAAAGUAUUUCCCAAAUGAAAGCUUCCUAAAUGCAAAGCAUAAGCAAGUGAUGAGUUACACCUGGAGGAGUAUUAUGCAGGCCAGUUGGGUUAUUAAAAGAGGCAACUACUGGUUCAUUGGAGAUGGGGACGAUAUAAAUAUCUGGGAGGACAAUUGGAUGCAACAAAAAGGUGCUACAUACAAGGGCAGACCAAAACCCAAUAACUUGAAUCUAACCAAGGUGAAAGAGCUUAUGGAUAGUAACUACAAUGAAUGGAAUAUAGAUAUAAUAAAUCAAGUUUUCCUCCCCUAUGAGGCUCAGAUGAUUCUAAAUAUUCCUAUCAUUGACAAAACUCAACCUGACAUGCUCACAUGGGACUGCACACAGGAUGGCCAAUACUCAGUCAAAUCAGGCUAUCAUGCCAUUAUGGAAUGGGGUAAUCUCCCUAAUGCUAGUCCAUCAAAUAACUCUCAACACAUCUGGAAUGUCCUUUGGAAGCUAAAAGUGCCCCCUAAACACAGCCACCUGCUAUGGAGAGUGCUUCAUAAUGCCUUACCAGUAAAGAACAACUUGUUCAAAAGAGGGGUCAGGUGUGAUCCCUUAUGCCCUCGCUGCUCAAAUAGCAUGGAAACAAUUCAUCAUGUUUUCCUAGAUUGUGAAUGGGCAAAACAAACCUGGUUUGCCUCAGCCCUGACCCUAAACCUAGGGCAAAAUCAACUCACAGACUUCUAUGAUUGGAUUAAUUAUAUGAUAAACAACACAAACAAGGAAUGCAUAGAGAAGAUAACUGCAAUCAUUUAUGGGAUUUGGUAUGCGAGAAAUGUAUUGGUUUUUCAAGGGAAAAACUUACCUCCUCAAGAAAUUAGCUCCACGGCUUUAAAUCAGCUACAGGAAUACCAGACGCAUGGCCGGGAACAACAUAUCCAAGAUCCUCAAGUGAGAAGGAACGGAUGCAGCAACGACAUCAGCUGGAGUCCACCGCCUAGGGGCACCCUGAAGAUCAAUGUGGAUGCUCACCUAAGCAGUGAUGGCCAUUGGUCAACGGGGCUGGUUCUACGGCGGUCGGAUGGAAGCACCGUCGGGGUUGCAACGAGAACUCACAACGGAUCGGCGGACGUUAUUACUGGUGAAGCAAUGGGAUUAAUGGAUGCUAUAGAAUGGAUCGAAAAGCUUGGUGAACAGAGUGUUAUCUUUGAGAUGGACUCCCAAGUCAUUGUUAAAGCGGUUAAGGAUCAAAGCAACAUAUUCAAAAGCUGGGGGAAAGUGGUAAGACGAUGCAUACUCUUCCUAAAGGGAAACCCUAGUUCAGAUAUCAAAUGGGUUCAAAGGAAAGCAAACCAAGCUGCCCAUAAAAUGGCUAAAUGGGCUGAAACUGAGCCCAAUAAAGAAUGGACUACCAACAUCCCCUUUUGUAUUUGGCCUGUUAUCCAAAAAGAUAAAGACAAUAUUCUUACUAUUUCAAGUUGA